AAUUUUGGAAACCAUCCCUAAAGAGAUAAUCCAGAGCAAUGAUCCUUCGAGUAGUAAUCCUCUGAGCAAUAAUCUUUCGAGCAAUGACAAUGGCAACAGUAGUAAUUCUUCAAGCAGUAGCAGUAUUCCUUCGAGCAGUAGCAGCAAUCCUUCAGCUAACCAAGAAAUCCAAACCCAUCUCAUUAUAAUUGAUGAAACUCUCGAUCUAGUCGAAAAAUGCACUCUUGCUAACACCUAUAAAAUCUUUGAAGAACAACUCGAAAGAGAAUGCAAAGACCAAGAAAAAGCUGAUGCCAAUAAAUCCACUAACAUUAAACUCGAAAACUUAUAG
Molecule: messenger RNA, 331 nt
Organism: Ambispora leptoticha
Lineage: Eukaryota; Fungi; Glomeromycota; Glomeromycetes; Archaeosporales; Ambisporaceae
Source: the annotation of a GenBank genome assembly